UUCACUCUCCUUUGUCAACCCUCAUUGUCUUGUCGCUUGGUGUUCGUUUUGUUAUUAUAAUCAUGUGGUGUACCUUUUGCGACUCCAAUGCACGAGGGUCUCCCCGAGAAUAAAGAUCGCAGCGCACGGAAUCACUCCUCCGCAAACAUGAGUGGGGAAGUCGUGGACUACGCCAAUGAGAAAGAAUGGAGGAGGACAUUGAAGCAGAACCCUAGGCUCAAAAUGCACGAGAUAAUUGAGGCAUUAGGCCUUCGGACAAACAAAAACCAAGGCAAACGAGGCAAGACCAACUUCGACAACCCGGAGGUUAGAGCGCUGGUUUCGGAUAUCGAUCGCGUAGUGGGAAUUAUACCGGACGAUCCCGAAGACCUUAUCACCUUCAUAUCUUCUCCCAACAGUCUUAGUGACGAACUGGAUCAGCUACUGAGCAAACAUGGCUCAAAAAUCUGGGGGCGUUCAGGUUCAAGACCUCACCUCCUGCGAGCAGGAACGCCACGUGUAAACGCGGAAUUAUAUCCAAGAGAUUUAUUCUUCGAGGAUGAGGAUGACCGGCGGACUAUACGAGUCUUACUCCACUGGUGGAUAGGACAAAAGGCCUCCAACGUGAUAUUUGCUCGUGAGCGGUAUGCUCGUAAACGGCGGGAGAGGAACGAAGACAGUGUCGGCAACCUUUCGAAUGACACAGUUGGUGAACUUCUGAAUAACAGCGAAAUAUCCACUGGAGUCGCAACAACAUCCACCCCAUCACCACACCUGGCACUUGGAAGUGAGGUGCAGACGCCAAUUCAGGUAUUGCAAGAUCAAGGACGCUCGACUAGUUGUAGUCCAUCACUAGCAAGUGACAGUCCGCCGAUAUCAAGACACAGUCCUAACCCCAACGAGCAUGGCCCUCCGAUCGGAUACAAUAGCCUCACAUUAAGGGAAAGAAAUAAUGCACCCACCCACGUAAAUACUCUAUCGCAAAUGGAUUCUCGCCAAGCCGCAUCAGACCUUGCAGCAUUCGCAUCAAACUUGUUCUUGGAUGAUCGCGAGGUCCAAAAUGUACAUGAACAUGGCUUGGCUGUGAACGCAAUCCCACAAACAGAAUCACACAACGACCAUGCUCGGUUUGGAGGCAACCCUGCCCUUCGCUCGCUUGAUACGGAGACUCUACAGGCGUUGCGUACAUACGUAUACCCAUCUGAAGCCGGCCAGCAAAUGGAUGAAGACCUUCUCCUACUCCGCCUAGAGAAGGCUUGGAGGGACAUUGCAAGGACUAACUACAAUCGGCUGUUACAUAGCCCAAUCCUGUUUGCUGCUAGAGAUGAGGCGUUCCUAACGUGGAUCGAAAUUCGAAGGACUUUCCUAGGAGCUAUCCGUAUUAUCGACGGGAAUGCGAAACUAGACAAGGAACUGGCUAUUGGCCUUGCGAAUUCAUUUCAAAGGCUAUGCCGUUCUUGGCAGAGGAUCGGUGAAGGACUUAACGUGCUUUGGGCACCGAAAAUGUCCGCAAACGAGUUGUUGGUGCAGGCCUUCAUUAUGCUUGCUGGGUCAAAUAAUACUGCAGAUAUGAUUUGGGGUCCAGUGAAUGCCCUUAAUCACGACGGCCGGAUCGACGCGCAGACUUUAGGAGUGCCUGGAGAAGAGGAGCAGGCAACCAAACUUUUCUAUGUAGAUAAUUAGGUUCUUUGGACAGUUCACACAAGUACGGAGAGCUGAGCAUUGGCGUGUCAUCAUGGGGAGCACAUACCCGAAAGCUAG
Messenger RNA from Lindgomyces ingoldianus, 1740 nucleotides. RefSeq lists its product as uncharacterized. The transcript is spliced from 2 exons. NCBI's taxonomy places the organism in Eukaryota, Fungi, Ascomycota, Dothideomycetes, Pleosporales, Lindgomycetaceae. The coding region runs from base 88 to 1662 and encodes 524 amino acids. The record is from RefSeq and is a predicted model, not a curated record.